Eucalyptus grandis is the source of this 1430-nucleotide messenger RNA. RefSeq names its product cytochrome c1-2, heme protein, mitochondrial. Gene Ontology annotation, molecular function: heme binding; electron transfer activity. Gene Ontology annotation, biological process: mitochondrial electron transport, ubiquinol to cytochrome c. Lineage: Eukaryota; Viridiplantae; Streptophyta; Magnoliopsida; Myrtales; Myrtaceae. The transcript has 8 exons. The record is from RefSeq and is a predicted model, not a curated record. Bases 186 to 1118 code for a protein of 310 amino acids.
UCUCUCUAUCUCUCGGGUCACCUGACUUCGCUAUUCUUCGUUGCCUUGCUGGUUCUCUUCAGUCCUCAUCUCUGUGUUCUGGAUCUCUCGAGGAGGCCGAGGCCGCGUCGCCCUUCUUUGACCUCUCGCCGCUCGCCUCUCGCCGCCGUCCCCGGGUCACUAGCAGAAAGGUUUGCCUACGUGAAAUGGCUGGAGGAGGGGCAAUCCACCAGCUUCUACGGAGGAAACUUCAACCUCAGUCUCAGGCCUCUGCCUUGUUGUCGUCUAUCUUCUCAAAGAGAGGCCAUGAUGGUUCUAGCUCCGCAUACACAAACUAUUUCAGGAGUAUCGCACUCGUUGGAGCUGGAGUUUCCGGUUUCCUGAGCUUUGGAACAGUCGCAUCUGCUGAUGAGGCUGAACAUGGAUUGGAGUGCCCUAAUUAUCCAUGGCCUCACAAAGGCAUUCUUAGUUCAUAUGACCAUGCUUCGAUUCGUCGUGGUCACCAGGUGUAUCAGCAAGUGUGUGCAUCCUGCCACUCUAUGUCUCUAAUAUCAUACCGUGAUCUGGUAGGGGUUGCUUACACAGAAGAGGAGGUGAAGGCCAUGGCUGCUGAAAUUGAGGUGGAAGAUGGACCUAAUGAUGAGGGUGAGAUGUUCACUCGUCCUGGUAAACUAAGUGACCGUUUCCCUCAGCCAUAUUCGAAUGAAGCUGCAGCUAGGUUUGCCAACGGGGGGGCUUAUCCUCCUGACUUAAGUCUAAUAACUAAAGCUCGGCACAAUGGUCAGAACUAUGUGUUCGCUCUCCUAACUGGUUACCGUGAUCCCCCAGCUGGUGUUGCGAUAAGAGAAGGGUUACACUACAACCCCUAUUUCCCCGGUGGAGCAAUUGCUAUGCCUAAAAUGCUCAACGAUGGAGCUGUUGAGUAUGAAGAUGGAACAUCUGCGACUGAAGCACAGAUGGGCAAAGAUGUCGUCACAUUCUUGUCUUGGGCUGCUGAACCAGAAAUGGAAGAAAGGAAGCUGAUGGGAUUUAAGUGGAUCUUCGUACUUUCGUUGGCUUUGCUGCAAGCUGCUUAUUAUCGGCGGUUGAGAUGGUCGGUGCUAAAGUCGCGGAAGUUGGUUCUCGACGUUGUCAACUAAGCUGCCUUAAGAUAUGUUGCCAUGUGGAGCGCUGGAAAUAAGCUCUCAUCAAAUGAUUUUUUUGUUAUCGCCCUCGAAAAUUGAUUCAAUCGACUACUUGGCGACGUAGUUACUUUUAAGGAAUCUCUCUUCGCUAUUUGAGAUGCAAAUAAGGUUUUCGAUAUACAUGAUGCAAGAUGCUAUUUUUUCUUUUUGGCCGACUUGAGUUUUGGAUGUUGAUCUUCCUAAUGCUAUGUUCUUGAGUUGGAAAUACCACCUCAAGAAUCCUUUUUUUUCCUGGAUGAAGUAAUACUGGACAGCAGGUUUCUGUAG